Musa acuminata subsp. malaccensis (wild Malaysian banana) is the source of this 1212-nucleotide messenger RNA. NCBI's taxonomy places the organism in Eukaryota, Viridiplantae, Streptophyta, Magnoliopsida, Zingiberales, Musaceae. The record is from RefSeq and is a predicted model, not a curated record.
ACGUCGAGGAAUGAUGCUGCGGUGACUCCGCUGCAGUUGAUGGUGACCAUUCCGGGGUUAUUCCGAAGCCAAACGAAUCUUGGGACCUUCGAGGCCGUAAUUUAUAAGCUGAUUCCAUACGAAGAGGACUCCAGCAAGCCACGUGUAGUAGAUGAAGAGCAACCUACGGACUCGAGCGCUGGUGAAGGAGGUGCAAAAUAUGUCAAGCGAAAAGUUGGGUCUCUUCUGUCCCCCAAAACGUUUCGUUCGAAAUUCCCAUCUCACUACAGCAGUCUCUUUGACCUGUUGGAAUUGAUGUUCAUCCCAGCCAGAUGGGUUCAUUUGUUGCUUUUCCACAUUCUAAAGCAAUUGUUCCCUAUGAUCGAACGUCUGGAGAAGCAAAAGAAAACCCACAAGGAAACCUUGGAACUGAUCGAGUUCUUAGCCUAUCAUCCAGACCACAUGGAGUUCUAUUCCAAGGGAAGACGAAAGGGCAAGGAGAAAAGUCCUCUUGCAGGAGACAACACCACUUCUGGAACAGAACAGUCUCCUCCGUCCACAGACGCCGGUGAAGGCCAAGGAGUAAAUGGAGGAGGGAACCGAGAUAAAGCCAUUGUUAGGCUUGCGGAAAAGCUAUUUAUGUAUAUGUCGCACAAGGAUGCCAAUCACGAAGCAGCAGCAGCAAAAGAUCUCCAGAAGAGCAUGAAGGAGGCGAUGGAGGAACUGUCCGGUGAAUCCACAAUUAGAAGAUGGGACGAGCCGCCCCUGAUCUUGGGUGCACAAAUGGGUCUUCCUGAGUUCGUCAGGUCGAUCUUGCUAGUACGUCCGCAGGCAGCAGCAUACCUGGACACCAAGGGGAGAAGCGUUCUCCAAGUCGCAGUCAUGUAUCGUCGCGAGGAGAUUGUCAAGAUCAUAAUGGACAUGAGAACCAUUUUACCAUCCUGGUUAUUUUCCGAAAUCGAACCCAAAACCGGGAACACCAUCCUGCAUCUUGCUUCAGAUGGAAGCCCUGAUGUAGCAAAGAAAAAGCAAGAUGAACCAGAUUCAAUGGAACUGCAUUACGAUUUAGUAUGGUUUGAGGUAAAGUUGCUAAACCUUUUUUGGCCCCCCUCCUCCAAUUCUUUGACAUGCUUCUCAAAAGUAUUAUCCGUUCAAUUCUUUGACAUGCAUUCUUCGGUGUCGGUUGUGGGUUAUUCGCGCAUAAUACAAAAUAACCAACAAAUACACAAAUAA